Messenger RNA from Penicillium vulpinum, 276 nucleotides. RefSeq lists its product as uncharacterized. Lineage: Eukaryota; Fungi; Ascomycota; Eurotiomycetes; Eurotiales; Aspergillaceae. The record is from RefSeq and is a predicted model, not a curated record. The transcript has 3 exons. Gene Ontology annotation, biological process: defense response to fungus. The coding region runs from base 1 to 276 and encodes 91 amino acids.
AUGCAGAUCACCAGAAUUGCCAUUGUCCUCUUCGCCGCAAUGGGAGCGGUUGCCAACCCCGUUGCGACCGAGUCGAACGAUCUUGAUGCCGAAGCUUUCGGAAGUAAAUACGGAGGAGAAUGUAGCAAGCAACAUAACACGUGCAAAUAUCGGAAGAAUGGAAAGACCCACAUAAUCAAGUGCCCUUCGGCUAAUAACUUGAAGUGCAAGACGGAUCGCCACCAUUGUGAAUAUGAUGAGCACCACAAGAAGGUCGACUGCCAGACACCAGUUUGA